This is a messenger RNA of Medicago truncatula (barrel medic), 1117 nucleotides long. Its product is annotated as pentatricopeptide repeat-containing protein At3g48250, chloroplastic. Gene Ontology annotation, molecular function: protein binding. The coding region runs from base 32 to 1117 and encodes 361 amino acids. NCBI's taxonomy places the organism in Eukaryota, Viridiplantae, Streptophyta, Magnoliopsida, Fabales, Fabaceae. Gene Ontology annotation, biological process: RNA splicing. The record is from RefSeq and is a predicted model, not a curated record. The transcript has 2 exons.
UAGGAACAACAAAUCCCUCCAAGCUUUUACGAUGAAUCGCGUGAAAGCAAUAACUACUUCCCUCAGAUUCCUCAAAUCAUCAAAAUCACUCUCUACUCCGAAUCAGGUUACUCACUUCUCUUCUUUCACUUUUUCAAUCCCUCUUUUGAAUCAUUCACACGAUCUAUUCCGUUUUCACAACAAUCAUCAAAAACACUGUUUUUCUUCAAAACCCAACAUGAUUUUAGAGCGUGUUUACACCAACGAUUGGUCUGAAGAGUUAGAGAAAGAGUUGGAAGCAUGUCGUGAAUCAUUGACCCAUGAAACUGUUGUUUAUGUUUUAAAUCGAUUGGAUAAAAACCCAAUUAAAGUUUUUACCUUUUUCAAUUGGGUUAGUGAGAAAGAUUGGUUUAUGUGUCACAAAGUAGGAGCAUCAGCUUUUUGGAAUAAUUUCGUGAUUAGGGUUAUGAAAGAGCUUCGAGAUAGUCCCUUAAAGGCUUAUAAGUUUUUUCAUUGGGUUGGGAAGCAAUCUGGUUAUCAACAGAAUACAGUGACUUAUAAUGCAGUUGCUAGAGUUCUUCCAAGGAUGGAAUCAAUUGAGGAGUUUUGGAGUAUUAUUGAGGAGAUGAAGAGUGUCGGUCAUGAAUUGGAUCUUAAUACUUACAUUAAGAUAUCGAGGAAGCUUCAAAAGAAUAAGAUGAUGGAGGAUGCUGUCAAGCUUUAUGAGCAUAUGAUGGAUAGUUCAUAUAAGCCUUCAGUUCUGGAUUGCAUUAUGCUUUUAAAGAGCAUCUCUGCAAGCGAUAAGCCGAAUUUGGAUUUAGUUUUCAGGGUAGCUAAGAAAUUCGAGUCAUCAGGGUAUACUCUUUCCAAGGCAGUCUAUGAUGGUAUUCAUAGGUCUUUGACAAGUGCUGGGAAAUUUGAUGAAGCUGAAAAGAUUGUCGAGACCAUGAAAAAUGAUGGCUACGAGCCAGAUAGCAUCACCUACAGUCAACUUAUUUUCGGACUUUGUAAGACGGGGAGGUUUGAAGAAGCACUUAAGGCAUUCGAUGAUAUGAAAGCUAACAAUAUUCGGGUUAAUAUCAAGUCGACGAAUAUACAUGUGUUCACCAACAAGCCGGCCCUAGUUUUCUCUCUCUAG